Molecule: messenger RNA, 1694 nt
Organism: Mercurialis annua (annual mercury)
Lineage: Eukaryota; Viridiplantae; Streptophyta; Magnoliopsida; Malpighiales; Euphorbiaceae
Exons: 2
Coding region: 474-1616 (380 amino acids)
Source: RefSeq, a predicted model, not a curated record
UUUUUACGCCGUUUUAUUUAAAAGUUUUCUUUUAUACUCUUAGGGCAGUUAUUGCUCAUUAUUUCCUGUUUCCCUCUUUUCUCUUCUCUUCUAUUCUCUCUCGUUCUCGUUCUAUUUCACUCUUCGUGUUUUCUGAUUUAUUUGCUCUUCACUGUAUCGUUUUUUGAUUGUUGUAUCUUCCAUUGUUACUGCUCUAUCAUCUGCAUUGUUCAUCGGUGAGUGAUUUCUCUAAUUUUUUUUAUUUUUAACGGUUAUGCUUUUGUUAUAUCUUAUUUUUUGUUGUGUUAGAUCUAGGAUUGUGUUUUUUUUUAUGAUUUUAAUAGUUUUUUUUAUCUUACAAUAUGAAUUGCAAAUGAUUUUGUAUUAAAAAUUUGUGAAUCUGUUAAUGCAUGUACAAUUAUUUGAUAUUUUGUUAGUUCUUAUCACUGAUUUUGUUUUUUUAUACUUUUUAUCUCCAGUUUUUAUUAUACAUUAUGUCUGAUACUGAUUUUGAUCAAACAUUAUCGGAAUUCUUGGUUCAAUUGAAGAAUCCUGACAUUGCUCCUAAAGAAAUGGAGGAAGCUUCUGAUUCUCCGGUCCGUAUGAGUUUGAGGAAAAAGACUAUUGGUAGUAAACCUGUUGCUCCUAAAAUAGAGAAGAAAGCAAUAAAGAAAUCAAAAUCUGUGCAGAAGUCUGUUGCUGGAAAAAGGAAAGCAAAUUUUGUGGUACCUAAAAGAGAUAUUAAGAGGAAAAGGCUUGGUACUGAUAAUUUGGAUAAGAAUGAUUCAUUUCAGACAUUUGAUUUGUUACUUGGUCCAAAGGAUCGAUUUGUCGGUAAAGUUGGAAAUGCUUCACAGAAUGCAGUGCUGAAACAUAUUAAAUCGAAGCUUAGUGAAGAUCAGUUAGCAACGUUCAAGAACAGUAGGUUUGGUGUCUUUCUAGAACUUGACAAGGAUGUACUGAGUCUUAGACUCAUACAUGCCAUACUUUUAAGGGAAGUUCAUCACAGCAAUUUGUCAGAGCUUUGGUUUCAUUACGGUUCGCAGAAUAUGCGAUUCAGUCUAUAUGAGUUUGGUCUUGUUAGUGGACUUGUUUGUGUUGGUGAUGAGUCAAGGUUUUCUGGUCAUUUUAAGGACAAUAAUUUUUUUAAUAAAUAUUUUGGUGAUGUGAGCAAGAUUACCCGUCAGGUUAUUGAAGCGAAAUUUAAAGAGGCUGUGUGGGAGAAUGAUGAAGAUGCUGUAAAGUUUGCAAAGCUUUACAUGGUUCAGUGUUUUUUAUUGGGUCAUCUUGGAACUACUUUGGUUGACGAUCGGUUCAUUCACUUGCUUGACUGCCCUGAUUAUGAUGAUUUUCCAUGGGGAAAAUAUUCAUUCCAGUUAUUUGUUCAGUCUACUAAGAACAAGCUGUGGACUAAACAUAAUGCAUCAAGUCAAUCUGCUUUCUAUCGUUUGUAUGGUUUUCCGCAUGCUAUUCAGUUUUGGUUUUAUGAAACAUUGGUUUCUGUGCCUGAGUAUUUGUGUACUUUGAGCAAUGCUGCUGUUUAUCCUCGAUUACUGCGUUGGAGUCCGAAGGAUAUUAAGAAAAUGCAGAACUUUGAUUUUCAGGUUUUUGAUGAUGGAACCGAAAAGGUAUUAUGAUUCUUAUUUAACUUUUUUUUCUUUUAUUGAUUUGUGUGUUAUUUGUGAGCUAAUUAUUUUUUAUUUUUUAUAGGUCUC